AUGCGAAUGCGCGAGCGGGAUGAGCUGCUGGAAUGCGCCGAAGUGUAUGGCCGUUGGUACGGUGUGCCCCGACAGCAGGUUCGGGAUCCUAUCAUAGCCGGCAAAGAUGUUAUCCUUGAGAUCGACGUACAAGGUGCGGGAACCAUUCGAGAGCUUGCGCCGCAGGCACUCACGAUUUUCGUGAUGCCCGCUACCAUGGCCUCCCUGCGAGAUCGGCUGGCCCACCGCGGCACCGAAAACCCUGACGACAUGGAACGUCGUUUGCGGGAGGCUGCCGUCGAACUCGAACGUAUGGAAGAAUUUGACUACCGUGUCGUCAAUCGCGAUGGCGAAUUGGAUGUUGCUGUCCGUGAAAUCGACGCGAUCAUUUCUGCUGAAAAGUGCCGUGUAAACCCGCGGCUGGUCCAGAUGCUGUAA
Molecule: messenger RNA, 417 nt
Organism: Geodia barretti
Lineage: Eukaryota; Metazoa; Porifera; Demospongiae; Tetractinellida; Geodiidae
Source: the annotation of a GenBank genome assembly